AUGUCUCAUCCAAUCCUGUCAGAAUUCGAUAUCGUUUUUGCUGGAGGUGGUGCUACAGCCUGUGUUGUUGCAGGUCGCUUAGCUGCAUGUGAUCCCUCGCUAAGGAUCUUGAUUCUGGAAGCGGGUCAACACACCCUCAACAAACCUAUUCAUGUACAACCCUACCAAUAUCCCUUUAACCAAGCACCGACGAGCACCACGGUCACGUUCAACAUUGGAAAUCCAUCUCCUCGUCUCAACGGCCGUGCACCAAUCGUUCCCUCCGGUCGUUGCGUUGGUGGAGGCUCGUGUGACUCUGAUAAUGAGACAGUCAUGGCAUACACUCGUGCACCUGCUUCAGACUAUGAUGAUUGGGGAGUCAAUGGCUGGGAAUCUGAAAAUUUGAUUCCUCUCAUGAAGAAGCUAGAGACAUAUGAAGUGCAGCCCGAUCAUCCAACUCACGGCAAUAAUGGACCUAUUAAGGUGUCCUCUGGUGGGUGUGAAAUAGGUGUCUCCGACGAGUUCAUUCAGGUUGGUACGACCUAUCACAAGAGGCACUAUGCCGACGACACCAAUGAUUUGGAAACAUGCAAUACAUAUAGUCCAUGGCGGAAGUACAUUGACGGGACAACCGGAAGGCGUUCGGACGCGGCUCACCACUAUGUCUACAACCAAGCUCACAACCCAAAUUUACAAGUCUGGGACGGAAAGCGCGUGAAGCGUGUUAUCUUUGAAGACAAGCGUGCUGUAGGUGUCGAGUUCACCAGUGACCCAGUAUCUUGUCCAGACGCGGAUCAGUCGUCGAGUAUUGCGAGAGCAUCGAAGCUCGUUGUUAUCUCUGGUGGAGCAUUCGGUUCCCCGACCAUUCUGGAGAGGUCUGGGAUCGGUGCCGAGGCGGUUCUCAAGCGAUGCGGUAUCCAGCAAUUGGUGAAUUUGCCUGGCGUCGGAGAAAAUUAUCGAGAUCACAAUAUCGUCUUUGUUCCAUACCUGGCUGCCGACGAGGCUGUUACCAUGGACGCUCUCUGGCGCGGGGAGAGUAUUCUACAGGAAAGUCUUGCACAAUGGAACAGCAGCGGAAAGUCAUUGAUUGCACAAAACGGCAUCGAUUCAACAAUCAAGUGGCGUCCUGAUGAUGAGGAAUUGAAAGCCAUGGAUCCAGUUUUUCAGCCACGCUGGAAGGAGUUCUUCCAGGACCGCCCAGACAAGGCUGUUGCAAUAUUUGGUGCUCUUGCGGGAUAUGGUCCACAACUCUCGAGGCCUCUCAUCCUUCCUCCUCGCAACUACAUGACCGCCGGCUAUUUUACACUUUACCCCGUGUCUGUUGGAAGCGUUCAUAUCAAUGUGACAGAGAACAACAAAGAAGGAAUGGACUUUACUACAGGCUUCCUAGAUGAUCCAUCCGAUAUUGUUCCUCUUGACUUCGGGUACAAAAAGACACGCGAAUUAUUUCGACGCAUGGCUUCCUAUCGAGGUGAAAUCACUGCUGGCCACCCUGAUUUCCCAGAGGGAAGCGCCGCAGCCUGCAGAGAAGCGUCCGGGCCGGUGGACAUGAAUGCACCUGACAUUGUCUACACUGCCGAAGAUGACGAGGCGAUCAGUCAAUUCCACCGCGACGUCGUGCAAACGGCAUGGCACUCGCUUGGGACGUGUGCCAUGAAACCAGAGGAGGAUCGAGGAGUCGUCGACGCUCGGCUAAAUGUAUAUGGUGUGUCAAACCUGAAGGUCGCAGAUAUGUCCAUUUCUCCAUUGAAUGUUGGCACGAACACGUAUUCGACGGCACUUCUCAUCGGAGAGCGGGCUGCAAUGAUCAUUGCAGAAGACUUGGGUAUCGAUUGCAUGGACCUGACUAGGGCCCAGUUUAAGUGAUUUCUCGUGUGUCACUACAUGCGCGUACUGAGCCGAGCUCAAUCUACCACAUGUUCCAUCCAAGUGUAUUUUAUCUCGUGAAACACCACACAAUCAUCCGUGUCUUCAGGAGCGAGUCACGGUACUUUAUUUCUUGUUUGUCAAAGUUUCAGUGGUCACAGGAAUGUAGAAACUCA
Suillus discolor is the source of this 2021-nucleotide messenger RNA. Its product is annotated as GMC oxidoreductase-domain-containing protein. Gene Ontology annotation, molecular function: flavin adenine dinucleotide binding; oxidoreductase activity, acting on CH-OH group of donors. NCBI's taxonomy places the organism in Eukaryota, Fungi, Basidiomycota, Agaricomycetes, Boletales, Suillaceae. The transcript has 16 exons. The coding region runs from base 1 to 1845 and encodes 614 amino acids. The record is from RefSeq and is a predicted model, not a curated record.